Symbiodinium natans is the source of this 711-nucleotide messenger RNA. The record is from the annotation of a GenBank genome assembly. Lineage: Eukaryota; Dinophyceae; Suessiales; Symbiodiniaceae.
AUGCACAAGACUGUUCUUUACCUAUUCCAUCACGGACAAGUCGGAAAGGAUGCGUUGGAUGCCGACCUAGAGCUGAUGGAGAAGCUCCUGUCGGAGUCAUCGACGGAUGCAAAGGACGGGAGAUUCCGAUUUUCUUUUGACCUGCCAGACACCGCAACCCUCGCCCAGGCUGCUGUCGACGAAGAGCAUCCAGAACCAGGAGAACGGAACACGACGCAGAUGUGCGUGCCACGUCCAGGAGAACGAAUCAUGGUCCUCAAAGAACCAUGGCUGCUGCUCAUCCUCAACAAGCUUAAAACAAUGGAAAUUCGACGCGCUGCCGCCGAGCCUGGAAAGACAUGGCUGGCAUGCGAGGGUCGAGUGUACGGCGCGGCAAAAAUCUCCAGCUGCGUCCAAAUCACACACGAAGAGUUCGAAGCCACCAGAGCGCAGCACCAACACCUGGGAAACAUGCCGCCCUACACCAAAAUUUACGCGCUCAAGCUUCAAGACAUCAUCCGACUGGACGCGCCGGUGCCAUACUACCGACUGCCAGCAACAGCGCCGUGGAUGGUUUUUCGAGCAGGACCUGGCGAGAAGAGAAUCAGAGGCUCCAAGAGAAAGAGAGCUCUCCCGGAAGAAGAUGCAGCCCUGCAGAUCCAAGACACCCUCCUCGAUGGCACAACCUCAGGAACGCGAAUGGCAAGUCCGGCUCGCAAGGACGACGAGUAA